Messenger RNA from Colletotrichum lupini, 708 nucleotides. RefSeq names its product serine/threonine protein kinase. The coding region runs from base 1 to 708 and encodes 235 amino acids. The transcript is spliced from 7 exons. Lineage: Eukaryota; Fungi; Ascomycota; Sordariomycetes; Glomerellales; Glomerellaceae. The record is from RefSeq and is a predicted model, not a curated record.
AUGGCCAGGCAGUCACCCGAGGUUAGCAUGCGGACACGAACCAAGGUCUCCUUAGAGCGUAAGUCCCGACUGCAGCGCAAACGCUGCCCCGGUAUUGCUAAAGAUCGUUGCUUAAAGACUUAUUACUGCUCAGGCCUUGAGGAAAACUGGAACUCCCACCUCCUCCCUGGCUCUCGGCUUUUUGGCACCGCGCAAGCAAUGACGGGUUCCUACGGUCGAUGUCUAUGUUGCAAUGCGCUUUUGACUAGCAUCGGGUUCAACUCUAGGCGCAGCAGGUGGCACAGUUUACCCAGGCUCCAGAUUGGCUGGGCAGCCCUAAUGCUGUCGCUUUCAGGGGUCAAGCAAGGGGCGUCAGCGUCGGUUGGUGUCUUUGUCUCCCAACUCGGGAAACAGCAUGAGCCCGUUGCCAAGUGUGAUGUCUCUGAGGAUGAGCAGUACGAGUUGGUGGAGAUCGCUGGCGAUAAUGCUAUGGGCAUUAUCAACUUCAUUGACAGCUGGGCCCCCCAGCAAAACCUUGUCCUCAAUUUAGGUCGCGAGAACCGCCUGCCGACCGGGAUCUCAUUCUUGAAUCACGCCGAUCAACUCCUGGAUGAUGAAUGGUUUCGCGAGGAGUUUGAGGAUACUCGAGAACUGCUGCGCCUUAUUCAAUGGUACCGGUAUGAAACCCAUUCCUGGAGGGACAACAAAAGCAAGAAGCCUUCAGGCUGA